This is a messenger RNA of Sceloporus undulatus (fence lizard), 4080 nucleotides long. RefSeq names its product meckelin-like. Gene Ontology annotation, biological process: cilium assembly. Bases 1 to 2130 code for a protein of 709 amino acids. Gene Ontology annotation, cellular component: ciliary transition zone; MKS complex. The transcript is spliced from 19 exons. Lineage: Eukaryota; Metazoa; Chordata; Lepidosauria; Squamata; Phrynosomatidae. The record is from RefSeq and is a predicted model, not a curated record.
AUGUGCGCAACUGACCGAGAACAGGAAUAUCCCACUUCUCCUUCUCUGCAGAUCGACUUGAAGGUUAUAAAAUACGAUGCGCGAGGGAAGUUCCUAGGCUGGGAAGAUGUGCGAGGGGAGACGCUGCAGUGCACUGUCGAAGUCUCUGACCUUCUGCGACGUGUUCCUGAGCCCAUAUUUUAUGAGCUGUUCUUGCAGUUUGAAGAUGAGAAGGGGGAUACCCGGUUGUGGCAGGUCCCUGUGAAUAAUCCGGCCAUAAGGACAAAUGGCCAAGCAUCCUCGAAUCCGCAGAUGCUCAGAAGACUCUUUCUCGUUGAUGGGCUCUCGGGCAGAAAAUACAACCUGACAAAUACCCCAGCAUCUGUUACGCUGGCAGCGGAAUUGCUCCUCAGGCUUCCAGCAGCUGUCGCUUCAGCAGGUGUUAAUGAGUACCAGGUUUGGUGCUGCUGGGAUAUCGACAAAGCUGAAACCAACAGCUCCUGUUUCACCUGCCUCAGUGCCCAGAUUGACGUGUCAUUUUCAGUCUCUUAUAUUCAGAGCCCUGGAACAGCUCAGCAAGCCACCGAUAUUGCAUUUGGAGUCCUGGGGUUUCUUGCACUCCUCUCUGCCUUCCUGGAGACCGGCACUUGGGUCCGGAGAUCUCGACUUCCAAAUGUAAAUUUUAUGAUCAUACUGAAAUUCUUUGCCUUCUUUGCUGGAUCUUUGGCGAACGUCUUUUUCGUGGUCACACUUGGAAUUGGCAUUUAUUGGCUCAUUGUUUUCAAGGGUCAACAAGUUUCUGCCGUCGAAAUGAUGCUUCCCGCUGCUGGUAGCCAAAUCGAAACCAAUUUCAUCGUCUACUUGUUGUGUGCCUUUGUGCUGAAGAGUGUGAACAUCAUACAUAUUCUGAUAACCCAGACAACAGUCUCCAUCUUCCUGAUCGAUUGGGAGAAGCCAAAGGCAAGACAAACAGUCCAAGCAUCCACAGGAAAUCAGGGGGCAGCUUCCUCUGUGAGCGCCUGGAGGACUUUUCUGAUAGCCAACGAGUGGAACGAGAUCCAGACUCACCGGAAAGUCAGCCCUUCGCUUCAGUUGUUCGCUGUUUUGUUGCUUUUGGAGGUAGUGGGGCUGAAGAACCUUGCAUCGCGGGACCUGAAUGUGAAUCUGAACCCAGAUCCAAAUGACUACCAGGCCCCAUGGAGCCCCAUCCUUCGGUUUGGCAUUGCUGCUUCAGUUUGGUUGGCUGUGUGGAUUGUGCAGGUGGUGUUUUCUGUUGGCUUUUAUGAGCGGUUUGUGGAAGACAAGAUCCACCAGUUUGUUGACCUUUGUUCCUUGAGCAAUGUGUCUGUAUUCAUCCUGACUCACAGAUGCUAUGGUUUCUACAUCCAUGGGCGAAGUGUCCACGGACAUGCAGAUGUGGACAUGGACACCAUCCAUUCCUACUUUAGGAAGGAGGAGGAAAAUCUUUGUCCUCUAAGAGGCUUGGAAGCCAACUCUGAAGUGCAAACAUUUGAGGUACUUCUCACUGACAAGACCCGCACAUUGUAUGACAGGAUAACCCAGUCUUCAAUGGAGGUAUGCUUUCUAAUCAUAUUUUGCUAUCCUUUGCAAUAUGCCCCUAAAUUUCACCCUGGAUUUAUCCACGGGUUAAAAAACAAUUUCUUGGCAAUCCUCUGCCAAGUGACUAAAAUUUUGAAAUCUCUCAACUUUAUCUUCCGCCUGUGGCAGGUGCCCAGAGGCAAACAUGUGCGCUCCGACCUUCACAGCCAGAGACUAAAAGGCUAUCAUGCCUUGAACCGCUUCCUGAUUUCCUUCCUUGAACAUAGAUACAAAGAUCUGGACUAUGUGGUGAAAGACAAGUAUUUGAUGGAGCGCAUCCUGGACAUGGAAUUUCAGGAGCCAGGAGACAUAAACAUUUUGUAUAACGAUGACCGAUCCUUAUUUAGCAGAACGCUCUUCUACAACCAUGAGCUGACGCUGGUCUUGUUUGACAUCCUCCUCUUCUCGGCUGUGGAUUUGGGGGCACAAGACUUUGUGUUGGCAACGGUUGUCACCUUUGUUGCGCAAAAGCUCUUGCAGAUGCUGCGUGAUGCACUUGGAAGGAGAAACCUAGCCGAGAAAACCUUGGUGGAGAAGCAAUUCCUGAUCUAGAACUUGGAUAAACAAUUUGCUUGAAUUCCUGCUGUAAAUAGAAGAUGUGGGACCUUGCAUCCUUCAGCCUUUGGACUAUGAUGGCUGCAUUUUUUCUAUUCUGAGCAACAACUCUCUUAUGACUAGUGUUGAGUCUUAAGCAUACGAAGUAAUAUGUGCAUCUCCAAGUAUGUGCAAAUAAUCUUUCCUAGGGCACCAUCAAAGAGUGACAGCUUCACAUACUUGCUUUAGUUAGCAUCCCCUCCAAGGAUACAUGGAAUUACUAUUUUAUACAGAAAAGCUGAGAUGAACAUUUAUUUAUCUACUAAGUUUAGGAGCCAGCUUGCUUUAGUUACCGUUCCUUCCAGUAUCUCACAGAUGAAAUGUGGGAUACAUCAUGUAGCCAAGCAACAUCGGACUGUGACCAAACAUAUCUUGCCAGGGGAAGAACAUACAGAACAACCUGUUUUGUGCAGAGAAGCAGAGAUGAACAUUUAUGCACUAAGUUUAAGAGCAUGAAAACAAAGAGAUGAAUUCCUUAUAAACCUACUGGGAAAGGUAACACUUUGUCUCCUCUUCUCCCUCCUGCUAAGUUCAUUGACUGCAAACUACUUUAACAUUUUGAUCUCAAUUUGCAGCAGGUGAAGUAGGCAGUGGAUGAAGGAGGAAAGUGGGAGCUGGAGAGAGAAACCGGGACAUUUUUAGAGCCGGUGAGAAAGUGGGACAGCAGAGAAGUAACUUGGACUGUCCGUGUUGAAUUGAAUUAAUGUGACUUCUGGCAUGCAUGAGCCUUGGCACCCCUUGUAUUAGAAAUAAAGCACCUUCAGUGUGAAUCGGUACAAAAUCUUUGCUACUGAAUGGAUCAGCAAAGAAGGAAUGAGCACGCUGAACCGAGAAGACCAGGGUUCAAAUUCAGUUCCAUCAUGGAGAAUGUGGAGUAGCUUUGGGACUAUCAUGAACUUUCAGCCAAGGAUGUCUCACCAGUUUAUUCUGAGACUAAAAUGUAUUGUGGUUGAUUCUCUUCCUAUCGGCUUUCUUCACCGUCUCAUUUUCAUGACCAUAUAGACAAAUCAGAAAUACAAUGGCAACAAUGACUUUGGUAUCCCAUGAUAUAUCUUUAUAUCUGAUGGUCUUAUCUAGUUCUGUCAUGGCUGCCCUUCCAAAUCUUAGUCCCGAUUUCUUAACUACAGUCUCCAUUCCAAUACAUGGAGAAUCUUUAAUUAUUUUACUGCCUUCACCAUCUACUUCAAAGUUGUAUCAAUCACAUGUGGUCAUUAUUUUUCCUUUCUUAAUGUUCAACUGCAACCCUGCCUUUAGACUUAGAAAGCCUUGAGAGAGAAAAGAAGUGUUGUCCAUGAGAGAGUUUAUCAAACAGCCGUAAGCCAUAAUUGCUAAGAAAACACAAUGCUGGAAGUCUUUGGAAGCCUGCUUUGUAUUCCUACACAUUCCUAGCCAGCAACCGACCGGCUCGCUCUUUGUUUGUGUAUGCUUUAUUUCCUAGAGUAAACCACUUGAAUAUUUGCUCUGAAAUAAUCUAGUGAUUUUAGGAGCCAGAAAUUCAAAGAAGAAAAGGACUGUAUCUCUUCGAACAGGAAUAACAUGGCAUAGAAUGACUACUUCUGAUGCUGUCUGGAUGCCAUUUCUUAGACUAUACUCAUCUGAAGGUCCAUCUGGACAGAUUAGAAAACCCAGAAAGUCUCUGGUUUUGUUCCUAACCUUACAGAUUUGGAGGGUUUAUUAUGUGGCGUUUUCCACAUUCUGGAGCAUUUCCAGGGAGCUCCGGACCUAGAACAUACAAGGGCUUUUUAUUACCAGUCUCCAGGUCAGUUUAAAGCAAACCUGUAUAUCCUGAAAUAAAAUGCACCUCUCUAAGGCAGCAUGUCUGUUGUAGAGGAAUGUCUUCUCCCUCCAUAUUCGCAAAGGUUAGGGGUACAAGAUCCCCGUGAAUAUGGAAAAACCACAAAUAACAAA